Messenger RNA from Diaporthe amygdali, 492 nucleotides. RefSeq lists its product as uncharacterized. The coding region runs from base 1 to 492 and encodes 163 amino acids. The record is from RefSeq and is a predicted model, not a curated record. NCBI's taxonomy places the organism in Eukaryota, Fungi, Ascomycota, Sordariomycetes, Diaporthales, Diaporthaceae. The transcript is spliced from 2 exons.
AUGACGACGAAGCCCGUCCGCUGCCAGUUUCUCUGCGAGAAGCGGCAGCUGGAAUUCAAGCAUGAUAUUCCCUCCUCCCUGGUCGGCCCAGCAGCCCUUAGCAACCCUGCCAUGCCCCAGAUGUUCACCACGGUGAUGCGGCCCAUCGUUCUGGAGCAUGCCGAGGCAUCGCUGAAGGCCUGCGAGGACAAGUGCUCAGCCAAAGAUUGUAAACGAGAUGCCUCCACCGUCGUUGCCACGCCUAUGUCGUAUCUUCACAAGACGGAGGAUCCGUUUGUCAUCAUCAUGACUGUUGCAUGCUGCGGCAAUGAAGAUUGCGACAAGAUCCUUAAGAAGGAGGCUGCAGACCUCAUGAUGCAAAUGACAGGUGGCCUUCCGGGCCAGGCCACAGCUAGCUUCGGCGUCGCGCCGAUGGCGCGGAACUCAAAGUGCUACUGUGGCUCGACUCACAAGUACAAGAAAUGCUGCGGCAAAGAACAAGCUGCAGCUUAG